Messenger RNA from Durusdinium trenchii, 4968 nucleotides. Lineage: Eukaryota; Dinophyceae; Suessiales; Symbiodiniaceae. The record is from the annotation of a GenBank genome assembly.
AUGGCGACCAUGCAGCUCAUGGAAAUUGUAGUGUCCCCUAUCAAGAAAUCUAUAGUCCUGAUGGUCCACAAGAUUUGGAACCAGACGAGAGAGAGCACCGAGGCGCAGCGCUUCGCUUGGCCGCUGGGCCGGAUGGAGCACCGAAGAGGUGUCAACUGGGUGCACCAGAGCCUACUGGUGUCGCCUAUGCCGAGCAUCCAGUUCAUCCCAGCUUGCCAUGAUGGAGGCCUCGAGGCCUUUUGCCAAGCCUUUUUGAAUGGCUCUUUGGAGGCGCACCCGGCGUUGGACGGCGUUGCGGUGUUCCACCGGGUCGGUGACUGUCAGAUAGGGGAUAGAUGGCUUGGAGAGGCAGAGGAGUUGAAGAGGCGUUCAGGGAGGCGCGGAGAUGCGGAAGAGAAGCUUCCAGCGGUUUCCCGCGGGGUAGGGAGGGAGGAGGCAGAACGUCCGAGAAGCCAUUGCAGAAAGCCUUCUGAUGUGGGAGCCAUGCGUGCCGUACAGCACAUUGUGCGGGAGAGCGAGCAUUUGCUGCUGGAGCUCUACUCGCCUUACCGACCUCAGCAUCGAACUCACCUGGUGGUGUCCCGGACGGAGCAGUGUUUCGCGGGUUUCCCGGGACUCGUUGGCCUUCCGGGGGAGGUCUUAGACUUGGUGGCAGAAGCCUUGGCCAAGCUCACCACCAUCAAGGACGUAGCACGGAUGGAUACCGCCAACAACUACGUCUUGCCGGAGUUUGCUCUCAAGGACAGCCAUGAUGACUCCCCUGACCUGCGCGGAGACAAGGAAAAAUCCUCGAGCAUUUUCUUCCGUUUGGGUCCUCAACGCUGGCGACGCUUCGCACCCAAGACGGCUCGUUUGGAAGAGCUUCCGGCGCAGAUGCUGAAGUUCCUGCACCGCGAAAUGAAAGGUAACUUCGACUUGCCCGAACGGCUGGCCUGGGUAAAAGAGGAGGCCUGGAAGCGGAUUCGGCGGCUGAAGGCGUUGGAGAAGGACUACGAGAAGAAGAUGCAGGACUCGACGUCCACGGUCGCCUUGCGGCAAUGUGAUGCAUUGGAACGCCAAUUGCAUCAGGCUUGGGCCAAGGCAGCCUUCAAGGAGGAGCCCACAGGGACUGGCAAAGACUUGGUCGCUUGCGUGGACAGCGUGGGUGCCGAUGCCGCCCGGGAGCCUGGGCCAAGGUGGAAAGUAUGCUCCGUGCUGAGUCAGUUGCCAUGCGCACUGCACCUUGGUGGUGUUCAGGAUCGGAACCUCACUCUGAUCCCCAGCUGGUCACGGAAUAUGGAUUUGGAAGUUUGUGCGAGACAUGGUUGGCAAGGAGUGACCCUUUGCGACCGCAGUCGCGACGACCGUGAAAGGUGGUCCUUGGGAGGCUCUGAGGUAUUGUCCUUUGAAGGCGAUGAAGGCGAAGGGAGCGGGCAACUCCGCGGCCGGUUCUUCCGACAAUACCCGGCGCCGCCGAACGGCCCCAAGGAAGACCACAAGGAGAAGAAGGUCAAAGACUCUGAAUGGAAGAAGGCCCUUGAGAUUGAAGGCAUUGACGAAGAGAACCCUCCAUGGGCCAGGGGCCGUGGUGUUGGGGCCUGGGUCUGGCAACACUUGGCCUUGCUAGCUGUUCGGAAUGUCUUCAAUCCUGAAGACAACGUCAGGUUGAACACUCUGCUGGGGCGCCAAGUGUUCACAUCAGCCGGCGCCUUUGAGUCGACGGUGGGCGCUGUGAUCUUGCUGAGCACCAUUUGUACUGGCUUGGAGAUCGACUUGCAUGACUGCCCAGACGCGUGCUUUUUGCUGAGCUGUGUCUUCUCGGUGCGUGAGCAAUCAGAUCCCACCAUUUGGAUCAUCAUCGAGACGCCUGGAGUGCAUUUUGGUGGUGGAGCGGAGGAUGCGACGAUUGGUGAGAUGGUUGCAAAGCUUUGGGAGUUGCGAUGCCGCUACUUCCAGGCCCCGUCCGAUCAGCACGGAUGGAUCGGUGUGGAAGUGCACGUCCGGCGUGGUUCUUUCAGUCACUUGGCUUCAGUUCGGCACCCGCUGGUGCCGUUGGGGGAGCUGAUACAGGUGGACUAUGGCGGGGAUUUGGUCCUGUUCCGGCUCGUGCGCUUGGUUCGACUGCUGCGCUUGGUGAAGCUUCUUCAAGUCCUUCGGCGCUUUAGGAACUUGUGGCUCAUGGUGCGGGGACUCAUCGAGUCCGUCAGCACCUUGAAUUGGGUCAUCCUCAUGCUUUGCUUAGUGAUGUACAUUUUUGCCGUGUGCAACUUGGAAGCAGCUGGAAUCCUACGCCUGGCGGUGGAUUGCAAGGGCCUCUUCGCGGACUGGGACCCGGAGUGCGACCAGUACUUUGGAACGAUCCCCAAGAUCAUGUACACCCUUGUCCAAGUCCUCACGCUGGACGGGAUUACUUUUCUGCGUGGCAGACGCGGAAGAGAAGACUGGAUCCAGCGAAUGGAGUCCUGGGCCAUGACGGUGGGGCGACCCUUGGUGGACCGGCAGCCCUUGCUGUUUAUCAUUUUGCUUCUGUUCAUUUUCCUGACAACCUUCGGCUUGCUCAACAUCAUUGUUGGCGUGAUCGUGGAAAACACGCUGAACAUUGCGCAGAGCGACCAGGAGCUACAGGACCGACGGUUACAGCGUCAGUUGCUGCAUGAGCUGGAAUUCCUCAGACAGGUCUUUGAGGCCUCCCAGCAGCUUCUUCGCACCCAAACACCGCGGUCACCUGACUCGUCGCCGAACACGACGGCGCAGACCGCCGACUUCGAUGGGAGCGGGACCUUGGACCGUGAAGAAUUCGUGGAGAUUUGUCAACGCCAUGAAGUCAAAACGGCCCUCCUGCGCAUGGAGAUCCCGGCGGAGCAGCCUGAAGAGCUCUUCGACAUUUUGGACGAGGAGGGCGGGUCGAGCGUCUUGGGUCGAGCGUAUGAUAACCUGGGGCAGAUCACCUUCCUGCAGUUUCACGAAAGCGUGAAGAAGGUGCGAGGUGUGCCAACGGCGUUUGACAUGAAGGCUGACGGGAUCGUUCGCCCAGGUGUGUCAGAGAUCAAGAACAUGAUGGUCUCCGUCUCCGACAUCUUGCGCCGGCAGAACCGGCUGCAGACGCAAUACGAGCGGACAGAACAGAUCAUUUAUGCCAUCUUUGGCAAGACCCCACCAGCUCGUACGCAAGGGCGGCUCACCUCUAUGGACAUGCAGUUCGCCGCGCGGGCGCAGCUGAAGCGCGGUGGGUCGAUGGAGUCGAUGGAGAGCUGCUUCACCUACGCCACGGAGAGCCUGGGCCGACCCGCCACGCGGCGUUUCCGCCACGGAGGGCGGGAAGGGGUAUGCCAAGUCCAUGAGGCCUCAGCUGCCUCGCCCAAGUCCAUGAGGGCGGAGGACCCGCCGCUGCGAUCUCCGGCGCUCGCGCUCCAAGAGCAGCUCAGCCACGGCCGGCCACGACGGCCACGAUGCUGUGCCGAUGAUUCGGUGCGGUGCCGUGACGUCUCGCGUUUCCCAGUGGACUCAGAUCAGGAAAAACAGCAGGAGGAUGCUGACGUGGUGCUCGAAGCCCAACGCCGAAGCGUGGCCCUGGCACUCCUGACCCUCAGCUGGGCGGAUCCUGCCUUGCGCGGCGCGAGCACAGCAAGUCAAGGCCUCCCGAGCGAAGAGCACCCGCAGAAAGAGAGGGAGGUUGGUUCACCGAGCACGGCGGGCGUGGACGCCUUGGAUGAGGAGAAGCAGAAUGAGACUGAGAACGAUCACGAGAACGGCGAGGAUGACCUGGGCGCCACGUUGCCAACACGGGAGGGGAUGCCCCCGUUGGCUCCCAUGAGGGCCGUGGCCUACGGGGCAUUGCCCUGCGCCAUGCCUCAUGCGCAGCACUAUGCGCCCGAGAUGAUGUCCUGCAAUCUCGUGGGAUUGCCCUCGGAGGACAUGAUGCAAGAAGGCUAUGAAGCUCAAUGGGGACCUUCCGGUCGAAACGACUUGGGGUUGAUGAAGGCGCUGGGCGCCAAUGCCGUGCGGCUCUACCACUCCUUAGGACUCGAUGGCAAGGGCUCUCACCAGGGCUUCUUGAAUCGAGCGCAGAAGCUCAAGCUCAACGUGAUGCCAGGUUUCCAUAGCACGGAGCCGGCCAUGUGCGACCACUUCGAUUGCCACGACGCGUGGAAAGCCGCGACGCUCAAAGGCUUCAAACAAGGCUUUUUGGUCGACAACCGCUGGCAUCCGGCCAUCAGCACCGUCAUUCUCAUGAACGAGCCGGACUUCUAUGACAACGACGCCCUGUGCACCGACCGAGGCGCCUGGUGCCGCGUGAAGGCAGUGUUAAGCGCCAUGGACGGUCUUCUGCAAGCAGAAGAAGAGGCGCAAGUGCUACCCAGUGACGUGAAGCUCACGGUGACCUGGUCCUUCGCCAUGAGGACCUCCAUCGAUGGGAAGGUCCAGGGUCCAGGCACCUUUGGCUUCCAGGAUAUGGUGGCAGUCAUGGAGGACCCCUCCUUGGUGAAGUACACUCCAAGGACUCCCAUGAAGAAGCUCAGAGAGGCGUUUCAUUCCAGGUGGAUUCAUGGCUUGAACACCCAAGCACCCUGGAAUUUCGUGAGUGACUUUGUCACCAAUCACUACAAGCUCUAUGACAACUUCGGAGGUUUGCCGUGGUUCAUCGGUGAGUACGGCGCCAAUGGGCAGGCGGAGUCUCUGAUCAUCUCUGACUUGGAGUCCAUGGACCAGAAGGCCGCCUCGGAUGAGAAGUUCCUGGGGUCGGCCUUCUUCCAGUUCCAGACGGCCUACAGCAAAGGCGGCUCCGAGCUGAACUUCGGGUUGUUCAGCAUCGGAGACAGGAAGAUCGGCGAGACAGGCGAGGUGUGUGACAAGAACAGCCAUUGCAGGACAUGGCCAGUGUUCUGUUUGGGCACCAAGCUGCCUUGGUUCGAGAACCAGCCAGCUUUGGGGAAGCGGGCUCAGGCCCUGGCCACAGCCUGGGGAGGCAUCGCCGAAAACUCCUGCUGA